Messenger RNA from Cavia porcellus (domestic guinea pig), 9863 nucleotides. It is a transcript of the gene Ajap1, whose product is annotated as adherens junctions associated protein 1. Gene Ontology annotation, cellular component: cytoplasmic side of plasma membrane; cell-cell contact zone; adherens junction. Gene Ontology annotation, molecular function: beta-catenin binding. Bases 307 to 1539 code for a protein of 410 amino acids. The record is from RefSeq and is a predicted model, not a curated record. NCBI's taxonomy places the organism in Eukaryota, Metazoa, Chordata, Mammalia, Rodentia, Caviidae. The transcript is spliced from 6 exons.
GGAGCGCGCCCGCCUAGCCGCCGCCGCCCUCUCCGUCGUCCCCGAAGGGACCCUUGCCCGGACGAGGAUGUGCGCCCCCGCGGGUCGGCCCGCCUGAGCCGUGCGCCCCUAGGCGGCGGCGCGCCGGCCGACAUGGAGCCCCGCGCGGCCGCGCUCUGAUCGCUGUGCGCCCCGCGGCCGGCGGGCGGCGGGCGGCGCGGACCAAGAGCGGAGACCGGCGCCGCGGGACGGGAGCGAGCGGGCGCGGGCGCCGCGCAGAUGGCCGGGGCGAGCGAGGUCUGAGGCUCCGUUCCCCGAAACGUGAUCAUGUGGAUUCAACAGCUUUUAGGACUCAGCUCCAUGUCCAUCCGCUGGCCGGGCCGCUCCCUUGGAAGCCAUGCUUGGAUACUGAUAGCCAUGCUGCAGCUUGCUGUGGAUUUCCCGUCCUGUGAGUCACUGGGCCCGGGCCCCGAGUUCCGGCUCAUGCCUCGCCCAGCCCAGCGGCCCCCACGCCUGUGGAGUCUGCGGAGUGGACAGCCAUCCCGGCCCCCUACGCCCAUGUGGACCCCCCGGGCUCCCCGUGUGGAGCGGGCCCACGGGCAGAUGCAGGUGUCCCGUGCCAGGCGGGCCCACAGGCCCAGGGACCAGGCGGCCACCCUCGUGCCCAGGGGAGGCCUCACCAAGCCCCCGGCUACCGCCAAGUCCAGCUCCACCCUGGCCUCCUCGUCGUCCUCCUCGUCCUCGGCGGUGGCGGCUGGCGGGGCAGCGGAGCAGCAGAGCCAGCUGAAGCGGGGCCGGAGGCACGCACAGGACGCCUUGCUCAACAGCUUCGACUUCCGGGGCAGCCGCCCCACGACAGAGACAGAGUUCAUCGCCUGGGGGCCCACGGGGGAUGAGGAGCCUCCUGAGGCCAACACCUUCCCGGGCCUGUACGGCCCCACCACGGUCUCCGUGCUGCAGACUCGGAAGACAACUGUGGCCACCACCACCACGACCACCACGGCCACCUCCAUGACGCUACAGACCCGGGGCCUCACCGCGUCCCUGGAGCCCUGGAGAAAGAUCGCCGUAGGGGUCAGCACAACGGAGCCUUCCCCCAGUCCCAGCGGGGACGGGACAAACACGAAACCUCCUCGGAUUCUGGGCGAGACCUCAGGUUUGGCUGUGCAUCAGAUCAUCACCAUCACCGUCUCCCUCAUCAUGGUCAUCGCUGCUCUCAUCACAACUCUUGUCUUAAAAAAUUGCUGUGCCCAAAGCGGGAACCCUCGGAGGAACAGCCACCAGCGGAAGAUCAACCAGCAGGAGGAGAGCUGCCAGAACCUCACCGACUUCACCCCGGCCCGGGUGCCCAGCAGCCUGGACAUCUUCACGGCCUACAACGAGACGCUGCAGUGCUCCCACGAGUGCGUGCGGGCAUCUGUGCCCGUAUACACCGACGAGGCGCUGCACCCGGCGGGCGAGUACAAGUCCACAUUCAACGGGAACCGCUCCUCCUCCGCUGACCGGCAUCUCAUCCCUGUGGCCUUCGUGUCUGAGAAAUGGUUUGAAAUCUCCUGCUGACUGGCCGAAGGCUUUUUACCUCCUGGGGCAGGGCAGACGCCAGGUGUCUGUCUCAUGGAUUCCGUUGGUGAACCUGUAAAAACAAAACAAAAAUACAAAACCCAAAACUAAACUGUCUGAGGGGGAGGGUCCCCGCACCUGCCACCUCUGUCUGCCGGUGGGAAACACACAGCAGCCGCUCUAGGCCAAAUAUAUUUUUGUAAAAAUGCUCACGCCUAAGGGUGACUGCCUUCCCCGGAGUCUUCUUUGGAGAACAGAAUGAGGACACGCACGAAGGGGACUGGAGACCGAGAGACCAGGUGGCCACGUGGAUGGGGCAGGAGGAGGCAUCCACGCCUGGGAUUUGGACCACGAUUCUGAACCUGUGCCAAUAAUACCAUUAUGUGCCAUGAACCGACCCGAGAGCCCGGCCCAGCGCCGAAGCCGAGCGAAUCACAUGUAGAAAUCUCACAGAGAACAGGGGCGGGAAUCUCUUCCGAUAGAGUCUCUAUUUCCGGUUAUUAUACAUAUAUAAAUAUAUAAAUACCAACAGACACACACGCACACACACUUUUUUUGUACGGUAGCAAUUUUUGAAGAUCUUCAAUGUUCCUUUUUAAAAAAAGAAUUGUGUUCUAGGUUACGGAAUCUGAUUUAUUUAACACGCUUAGUACGAACAGAAUCAAACUGAUGUUUUCUACUCCGGCCACUCACGGCACACACACCCCACCCCACACACCCGCACAUGCAUUCACACUCACGCAUAUAUCCGCAUAUAUUGGAAAUACAGCUCCACGGGGGAGUCUUUCUUUACUCUUCCUGGUGACCUGAUGGUCCAUCACUGAUCAUCCUGGGUACAGCGUGCAUCUCCUGGUACCUGCUGGGUGACGACAGGUGUGUGAUGUGCUGUCCUGGGCCAGCACAAAGGACGCGGUGGGUUCCUAUAUAUAUGUACACACAUGCGUGCAUCAGUGUCGCCUUCCUUCAUUUAACCCUUAGGAGAUGCUACCUGACAGCCGCGCACACAUUGCCGUAGCCAGCUGCUGCGAGGCGGGCCCGGCUGAUCACCAGGUUGGGUGGGCGGUGGAUUCUCAGACAUUUGUGUUAUACGAGCAGAGACUGAAUUAAAGAAAUUUUCCAGUUCCAAAAAGUAAAGGAAAAUCCUUCCCGCGUGUGCACGUUGGGCAGGGCGGCCCUCGGAAGGCGCGAGGGCUGGUUUUGCUUGGUGGUGACAUGUGGCAAUUGUGUAUGUGACAGCCCAGGCCAUUCUGGGUCUUGGUCUGGAUGUUGCUGCUUUUUCUAGGGGCCCAGGGUGGCCCAGGUGUUGGUGGGGGCUGUCGGAAGAGGCUACCCUCAUGUCCACACCCCAGGGCCCUCUGUUGGGUGGUAGACUGUGCCCCAGAGCUCCCCGGAGUGGGAGCCUGGCCUGGAGCCUGAUGACCUCGAGGGCUCCCCGCACACUGCCGUCCACAUUGCUGUGCCUGGUCAUCUGGACCCGUAGGCCCAGAGCUGCUGCCGGCAGUGGGCACAGCUGGGGACCCCUGCAGCUCGCUAACCCACUUUCUUCCAGAGUAGGGGUGCAGGCCCAGAUGAGGUGUGGGGUUCGUCCCCAAAGAGUGUGUUUCCUCGGGUAUCCCAGGGAUGGCUUGGACUUAACCUCGAGGGAAAGGCAGGUGAUGGCCAGACAGAUAACUGUGUUUGUCCCAUGGAGCACCAGGCUGCCAACAUUCUGCUGCAUCCGUGGGACUCAGUUUCCCUCAAACUCCUCAAAGUGGGCUUGAAGCAUUCACUUUUGUGCCUCCUGGAACAUUAGAGAGAGAAAGAAGCAGGGUGGAUGCCAGUGCCCGGUCCCGCCUGAUCAGCAGCCAGGCGGCGCUCAAACAUUGGGAGGCUUGGUUUUCGUUUUGUUCUGUCCUCACCGAGUCACAGCUUUGGCACACACCAAGGUGGUGCUGGAAGCUGCCCCUGGCCUCAGGUCCUCUCGGGUCCUUGAUGCCCUGUGUGUCAUCCAGCCCCUGCCCUUGGUCCUCAAAGCCCUCUCAGUUUGGUGUUGGUGCCAGGUGAGGACCCAUCGGGUAGGAGGUGAUGCAGAGCCGUUCCCAUACCCUGUCCUCUCUGCGCAGACCCUAGGCUGCACUCCAGAUGCCCCGAGGUCUUCAUGGAGCCCCCAGAAUCCCAAGUCUUGGAGGGAAGCUUAGAAAGACAAAGUCGUGUGGCUGACACUCCAGCAUGGGCACAGAACAAGGUGAUGGGGUCCACGUGGGCCCUACUCAGAUCAGCCAAGGCUGUUGACUGGAGAGGCUGCUGCCCGGCUGCCCUUACCUGGUGCAGACAGAGGGAUUGUGAGGGGGUUUUACUUUAUCCCUAGCGCCCACCCCUUGCUGCUGUAGAGAUGGCACAGGCAGGACAUCUGUGGCUGCUCAGGGCCUGGGGGAGUCUGGUGGUGCCUGCAACAUUGCCCACGUCCUUCUAUGGCCUCAGGCAAAGUGCUGAGCCCUGAGUGUUCUGUCUUCUCACUUUGACCUCUGGCAUCCACAGUCCACUUGCGGACACCUCCUCCCCCAGGGCUGCUCCUACGUGGCAUCCUCCCUGCACAGGCAGGAGCAGCCCUUGGGGUCCCUGGAGGACCUGGUCCUCCCAGUGUAGAGUCUGAGUGGACCCCCACUGCUAUGGCCAUCUCCCAGGCCUUCUUUUUACACUUAGAAACCCAACUGUCCAGGAACUCCCCCGACUCUCUGAAUGUGACCACCAGGCAGCCACCUGUGACCACUGUAACCCCGCCAUCUGAAACCCUCCUUUCUUCUGUAAAAUGUAUCAGUCCUCAUGGCCAUGUCUGGCCACAGGUAGAGUUCUCGUCUCCCACAGGCUGCCCCUGUGGGCUUUCUGUGUCGAUGUCCAGGCCACCAUCCAGGUCUUAAAGAACACAUCGUCUUGGGCCAUCUCCACUUGAACUCUCUUGCCUGUGGAGUAAGAGUCCAUCUGUUUGCUUCUUCUCCCAGAUGGUCAAGGGUCUUCUGAAGCCGAUGAGGCUGGGCUGACCUUGAGCUUUUGGAAAAGAGACAGAGAUAGGGCUGAAGCUGGGACCCACAACCCGUUCACAGCCAGGCUGGAUAGUCCUGGUCCUUUAUUUCAAAAUGGCACCAGGACAACCUUCCCUUUGCCUGUCUUGAACAGCAUCACCUCUGUCAUUGGGAGGAUCUUGGGGAAGAUGAGUCUCCAGGUCCUUGGGCUGUCCCUUCUUCUGCUGACCUCUUGGGUCAUGAUGGGUGAGGACACAGACUGGGCCAUUCCCUGUUUCCACUUGUGAGUUCUCUGCAAGUGUACCAUGUACACAGGGAGAAGACGUGGCUCUUCCUGAUGCACUGUGCUUAGCCAAGUCUUCAUUCCUCUUCUCCUGGGCCAGUACACACUUGAACUUCUACCAUGUUGGCCAAAUGGCUGGAAGCAAAGGGGUGUGGUCCUGCCCUUUGGGUUUUGCAGAUAAGAAUAUAUGAACACAUAAAAUAAUUCACAGAGAAUAAGCAGUGGAGGGACAGAGAACAGUGAUAUCCUCAUAUGAGUGAUAUGAGGAACAAAGAGAGACAAGCAGUUGUCACAGUUGCCUGGGAUUGGAUGAAUUACUGAGGAAGGUCUGGGAUUGGAUGGAUUACUGAAGAAGGUCUGUGAUUGGAUGGAUUACUGAGGGAUGAUCUAGGAUUGGAUGGAUUACUGAGGAAGGUCUGGGAUUGGGUGGAUGGAGAAAGACAGUUUUAGUCUUUCCUCCCUCAUGGCCAGAAGCAGAUAUUGGAUGCAUCACAGAUGUCUCUGCUAGACCCUCAGUCCUUCCAGGAAGGGUGGUGUGAGCUGGGAUAAGCACCGUCACCCUAGCCAUGAAUGUGCCCCCUUGCCAGCACGACCCCAGCCCCAGCCCUGCUCAUGUUCCUCCAACCUUCCAUGUGACCAGGUCAACCAGGUCUCCACGAGGACAGGGCUGUCCCUCCUGGACCAGAGGUAGUGCUUUGCAAACACCCCCACACCGAGCACAUAACUGUCCUCUUAAACAACAUCUGCGUUAAGGAAGCAGCUCUUCUGAAACAGGCAGUGAUUCAUGUAAUUUUGGAAUGGUUACUUUGGUGCCGUUUGUCAAUUUGCUCUGCCGUACUCUUUUUUGAUUGUUUGUUUGUUUCCCAGUGUAAAUAGCACAGCCCACUAAAUGAGCCAAAUUCUCAUCAUCUCGAGUCUCUGAUUAUUCUCCCCACUUAUCUUGCCUUGAUGCUCUGCCUGCAAAGAAGAUAAACUCGAGGCUGGAUUUGUGUGUUUGUUACUCUAGUGUUACCUGUGAUGUUUCCAGGCGGGUCUGGAAUGAUGGUUUGGCAUUUUGAAGCACACUAGAAGCUCUUCUUUCUAAAGGGUGUGAAGCCCGGUUAUAUACAGUUUUGCAUAAUUUCUGGGCAUAGACCUUGCUUGCAUUUGGAAGGUGCGGCUAGAGAGGGACUUAGGGAAUUGCUAUCUUUCCAAUCACCCCACCCAUCCAACAAACAGAAGAAGAGGCGUUUUCUGCCUUUGGAACGUUCUAGAAAAAGUUCAGUUAGCAAGCACACAGUAGUCACCAUGUGUGGCCAGGCAGGCCCUGUGAGGGAUUUCAUUGUGCGUGGCUGCUCUUGUGCAAAGGGUGUCCUAUCACUUGCACUGUGUAGGGGUGGACCCUCCCCUUCCCCACCAGAAACAGGAGGCGAGCCUACUGGAAAUGGCAGCCACUUCCAGAAAUGCUCACGUCCUCACCCAACCCUCUUCUGCUCCUCUCAGCUGACUGAGCCAUGAGUCAGAAGGGAGAUGGUUCUUGCCCUGGGCUCCUAAGGUGGUGGUUUGUGGACAGCAGGGGCUGGGGGCUUCUCCCUAAUGGGUUGCCAAGCACUUUACACCCGCCCUUAAAUGCAGAGCCACGCCCAUCUGUAAGGACAACUGAAGAGAAGGAUCAACUAGGUUUUAACUGAUGGUCAACUGGGGGAUCCAAUUGGAUGGAAACUUGGCAUUCCAGCAGCUCUGGGACCUGUGCCUUGCUGGAGCCCCUCCUGAAUGCCCUGGAGUGACUAGGUGUAAAAUCAAGAGUCCAUUUGAAUGAAUCCAUGAAUCUAAGUUAUCAUAGGGCAGGCUGGACUUGAGAGGACUGAUGCUAAGUAGGGCCAACCUCAUGGAUCUGGGCCACCUAGGAUGGAAAGAGUUUAAACCACUGGUGAGAAGGGAGCGGGAGCAGUGACUAUAUAAUUGGAGAUGUUGAGUUUUCUUGUGUAAAUUGGAAUCACGACGCACAUCUGCCACAGAGACUGUUCCAUUAAAUGGGUUAAUAAGCUAUGCCCCGAGAGUCAUUGCAACAUUCCCAUGGGGCUGAACAGCUCUUGUAGGAAUCUUGAGUUCCAUGGUCCCACAUCUGCUGGGGGGAGUGCUGAGAGCACUGGGUUGUCGGGGAUUCUUUGUAGAAGUUAAUUAGUUUUGUCCCAGGUGGUCUUUCUCUUAAAACAGAAUUCUCUGGAGAUGCGAGUUUUCCUUGUGGAAUUCCACACUCAGUUAUUAACACCACUACAUAACGGUGCCUCGGAAACUUUCCUUUUGAGUGGACCUGGUCCAGCUGACUCCCGGUUAGCCACCAUCGGCUUCCUGAAAGGCCAUCAUAAUGUCCUUUAGCAGUGGUGUGUACUUCGGGUUGCCAAAUGUCAGUUAAUCCUGAAUUGGCAAAGUUACUGCUCCCAGGAAAUCAGAGACAGCUUUGACCAUGAGGAAGCAAGAAUAGCGUGUAGCCCCCAGUUCUGUUUCUGUCACUUGUUAUCCCAUGAAGACGUGCAGCUACUAAAAAUUGUGUAAGUAGCACUUUGAGGACCCGGUAUGAUCGGUUCGGAAGACUGCACGGGAAUAAUCAUUGAAGGAGCUAAUAAUGCGUCUCUAUCUCAGGGCCACCUGAGACAAAGCUGAUUGAUCCAUUCCAUUCUCCUCCCUGGUCGUCCUAGCCAGCAGGGACAAUUUCAUCCCCCUGUAACACUUUAACUCCAACUUCUGACCUUUAGAGACGGCUUGGGCUUGAGACCAUAAGGGAUUUUGCUCAUGUUCAGGCUCUGACCCAGGAAGGUUGACCAGCGAGCUGUAGGGUUUCUAAGUCAGUUUCUGUGCCCAGGCAGCGGCUGUAUCCAGGAACCCCUUCCUCCGCCUGCUGCUGGAUCGGGUGGGGACUCUGCUUCAGUGUUUCUCCCACGUGUGCUUGGGUUCCUAAUGCCGAGUUGUGACAUCACCUACAGCGUAGGGUCUGCAGAGCAGUCCAGGUGCUUCGUUUUGCACGUACAAGACGUCAGUGCAACCCUAGAAAGCUCCGGGGAGCUGAUUCCCUACAGAGCUCUUUCAACAAGAUGUAUCCUCCGCUGAGCCCCCAUCCUCCCAGUGCUGGGCCCCAAAGGCGAGGAGGGCCCUGGCCUUGAAAGGUCAGACUCCCAGACCAGGCCCUGGGUCACCCCCUCCUAGAGCUAAACUGCCAACACCCACAGACAUGUUUUGUUGUACUUUCUGUGUGUGUCUGUGUGUGUGUGUGUGCGCACGUGCGUGGUGUGUGUGUGUGUGUGUGUGUGUGUGUGUGUGUGUGUGUGUGUGUUUUCUCUUGCAUUUGGGUCACUUUCUCUAAAGUCAGGGAGUGAAAGAGCCUGGCAAGGUCAGUUCUCAGUCAAAGGACAAUAAGUUUGAUUCUUAAAGAUAAAUUCCCAAAGCAGGUGACUCACGGGGAUUCUGAAAACCUCCUGGAACAGCAUGUGUCACGCUGGCCCAUGAAAGGGCUAAAAUUAGACCCUCUGCCAUCUAAAGUGAGGUAGGAGAGGUGGGAAAUUGAGACGCUUUGGUGUGAAAGAUUGAGAUUUGGGGGUAAUGUGGCUAGCUUGGGGAGUUAGAGGACCGUUUUCUUACAAACCGUGUUUUGGUUUUUUUUUCUGGCAGCCUCAGUAGAAUUGGUCAUUCCUCUUAAUUUCCUGGAGAAACAAGAUUGCUGACAUUAAAGUCCAGGGCAGGGUUCCCCUGAGUUAAGAGUGUUUAAUGAAAGCAGACCACCCACCACAGAGCUUCCCAGGAAUGGUAGUGACCAUAUGGAUUAACCGUGUUUAACUUCUCCUGAUGGAAGGUGAAUGGGUAUACAAGCAGGACCCUGUCAACCUACCCCUCUCCUUUGGAAGAAAGGGUCCUCAACUUUUAGACCUACAAGUGUUAAACUGGCCUUUGGAGAAGAUGUGCAUUGAUUGCAUUCUUAAAGUCUUUUACUUUAAACAAAUACAUAUUUACUGAAAAUACAUAAAAAUAUCAAUAACCAAGCACACAAGAAACCUCUGGAGCUCUGUACCGAUUGCUUAGUUUGGUGGAAACUGCUCAUUAAAUACUGAAUGCAUGGGAAAAAGUCUCAGAAAUCUCUCCAACGUCAAACUAGCCACGUACACUGAGCCUGGCCUAGGGACAGUUCUGUCAAAAAGAUAUCUAAGAAGCCUUCAGUCACGUCAUGGUCAGUGGCUGAGCAUUGGACACCUCUGGGCGUUGGUGGAGGAUGCUUAUAGUAACCUCCGAAUGGAUUUUUCACGGGGUACCUAUAUGAGCGUGUCCUAGCUGGGGACAGAAAGACCAUUUUCACUUCAGCUGUCCCUGUGUGUUUAAAUAUCAGUUCAGUUCACCAGCCCUGUUACAUAAAUUUAUAAAGUCAGUGGCCGUUGUCUCCACCCCAGCUCCCCAGCUCCCCCGCUCCCCCGUGGAACCAGAAAUUCAGUCUAUGAAUGUGCACCCCAGGGUGAGAAAUCCAGCCACGAGGCCUGCAUUGGCCUCUUUUCUCAGCAGUCCGGGGGGCGUUUCAGACCUUAACUCCUCCUCUUUUCGCAUGUACAGCAAACACUGGGUUUAUUUUGCACUUUCUAAAUUACUUUCUGAUACAGUAAACACUUCACUGUGUAUUGACCUUUUACACAAGCAUUUGUUCUUUUUCAAGAGAAGCAGCGUCCUGCGUCCACGUUCCUGUUCCUCACAGAUCAGCACUCAGCGUCUCUGCAGCCCUUCUCCCGGGGCAUCCUCCUGGGACAGUUGGACCACCCUGGUUUCCUACUGUGUUCUUCCUUAAAUGCAUAUCAUAAUUAUGUUAUGAACAAACAUGACACACUAUAUUUUGGUUGGGUGGGGGGCAGGUGGCCCGGUGUAAUUUCCUUACAGGUGAACUUUUAUUCCAGAUUUUUUAAGUUGUUUCUGUAUUUCGAAGCUAUGUAUUUGGAAAACAUUGUAAAUGAAACACAUAUAUAUUACCUUUCCUCUGUAUAUUUAGUACUCUGAUAUUGCUAUUAAAAUCAUGAUAUAAAAAAAAGCAA